AUGGACAAUGCGGGCCGAGAUCGACGCGGCUGGCUCGGCAAGUGGAUGGACAAGUCGCCGGACAAGUGGAUGGACAAGUGGAUGGACAAGUGGACGGCCAAGUGUGUCGACCGGCUGGCCCGCGACUCUGUCGGCAAUCGCACCGAUAUGUCUUCCCGCAAGUCUGCGCCGAGGCACAGCGCACGGGAGCGACGCGUGGCGUGGUCGCCACGGACAGCGCCACAGCGGCCUUUCCGGUUUGCGCGCACGCGUGACCCGCCGCGGCCGCCGCGCACGGCCCGAUUCGUCGACGGGGCUGUGGGGCCUCCGCAAGAGCAUGCCCGCCUGUGGUGCGGCGCCAACAAGGCCGCAGCCCCAUUGGUCCGCUGCGCUUUGCCUCCGCCGGCAGGACCACUCGAGCCCUGGGCCGCCUCCUCCCCCUUUGCCUCGGCCGCCUUGCUCGCAGGCGUGCCCGCUGAGGCCGAUCCAUGUCGAGCCGAGCGCGACAGCCAAGCGGAAUGGCCAAGCGGAAUGGCCAAGCAGAAUGACCAAGCGGAAUGUCCAGGCCAAGCAGGGCGGUCAAGUCGAACGGCCAAGAACAUUGUUAAGCACAUUGUUAAGGGCAUCGUUAAGGGCAUUCGACAGCCGAAUCCCUCGUGA
This is a messenger RNA of Polychytrium aggregatum, 639 nucleotides long. RefSeq lists its product as uncharacterized. The transcript is spliced from 3 exons. The coding region runs from base 1 to 639 and encodes 212 amino acids. NCBI's taxonomy places the organism in Eukaryota, Fungi, Chytridiomycota, Chytridiomycetes, Polychytriales. The record is from RefSeq and is a predicted model, not a curated record.